GAAUUUAGUGAAUAAAUUUGAAGAAGUGUCGUGUGUUUAACAAUCGAACUGACUGAGAAAAUUACGCGUUAUUUCUGUUAGCAUAGAAGUUGAAGAAAAGUUCUAGAAUAUGCCUCGUCUACGGUCAAACAAGCAACGUAAUAACUCCAAAAAAAUCGAAAAGCGGCCCUCGCGGCCCAGUAAAGCACAACUGUUGACCUACAAUAAUCCAGCCAGGGAAACUUUUUGUCAAUGGGUGCUUUCUCACCAAAAGGCGGAUCCUGACUUCCUAUCCAACAUUAUGUGGACAGGCGAGAGCAGCUUUGCACCCAAUGGUGUCACAAGUAAUAAGAACCGCUUCUAUUGGUGCCGCGAGGGGGAGUUGCCACCGGCGUUCAUAGAGCCUGAGGAAGACAUUAUCACCGUACACGUUUGGGCCGGUAUACACAAGAACCAGAUCAUCGGUCCAGUGUUUAUAGAUGGAAACCUGAAUUCAGCCAAGUUUUUGGAGCUGCUCAGUGGCGCAGUGACUGAGUAUAUAGAUGAUUUACCAUUGAACGUACGCCAGAAGUUGUGGUACCAACUGAAUGGAUUACCGGCACAUUCAGUGCCUGCUGCCAGGAAACGCUUAAGUGCUAUGUUUGAUGAACAGUGGAUAGGUCGUUACGGACCUGUUGUGUGGCCAUCUAAGUCUGCCGACCUCUCACCAAUGGAGCUCUUCCUAUGGGAUUUUGUUAAACGGCACGUGUAUGCUAAACGUAUAAAAGUCUGUGCUGUGGAACUAAAAAAAAGUAUCACUUCUGCCUUUGACAAGUUAAAAAGUAUGGCUGAAAAAAGUGAUUUGUUAAAUAAAGAGAGAGACAAAGUGCUGAAACAAUGCCAGGACAGUAUUAGAGAAGUGAACUUUAAUUAAACAGACAUUUCUAAUAAUAAUAAUAAUUUUAAAUAAUUCAAAAUGAAAUGUGUACAUUACUUGUUUAUUAUUAUUUUCCAACUUUCUAUUAUUAGUUUUAUUGUUGAUUAGGUUUUUUUAUUACUACUAAACUUAUCAAAAUUAUUUUCUAAGACAUCUUUUAAUAACAAUCCAUAAGAGUUGGCAGAAACCUGAAAGGGCAUACCAUGUGUAAAAACUUCACAUGUCCCCAAAAUGCAGAAUGCAAGCCUCAACGUACAGCCGCAACUUGCCUGUGCGAGACGUACAAGAGAUAUAACUCAACAAGCAAACAGUGUGAAGAGACCGACCACUGUAUGGAAGAGAAACCGGUCUGCUCCCACAUGUGCCAGAACAAGGGAGACCACUUCCUCUGCACUUGUGAUCAAGGAUACACAACGGAUAUUGCAAAGUACUUGUGCUUUGCGCCAGAUCCUGAAGCGUUAUUAUUCUUCAACACGCGCAAUGACAUAAGAUACGUGUCUGUGAAAUCCAAAAAUGAAGUGACUGUCACAACUGGUAUCAAACAGGCGCACGCGGUGUCAUACGACGGCAAGUAUUUGUACUGGGUGGAGAUAGCCGAAGGUCACCAAGCCAUCAUGAGGGCAAGGCUCGACGAUAUUAAGGACUCUAAACAGGUUAUAGCCGCUCUAGGUCUAGAAGACCCUGGCGACAUAGCGAUAGACUACCUGGGCGACAACAUAUACUUCAGCGACGUGAAGCGUGGUAUCAUUUCUGCGUGCCGGUCCGACGGGUCGGCGUGCGUUACGGUACGCACUCGCUCCAGACGGCCGAGAUUCGUCACCCUGGACCCUAGGCAAGGCAAAAUGUACUGGGUUGAUUACCACGAUAGGGAGGUUAUCAUGCACGCGCGUAUGGACGGCUCCGACGCCGAGGUGUUGGUCGACAACGUGGGCUCCGUGGUCACCGGGCUAGCGCUGGACGCGCCCAACGGCCGGCUCUACUACGUGGACCAAACCAUCAAAGUAAUCAGGCUGGAGGAUAAGAUGAUUUAUUCGUUGUUUGAGGAACCACUCCAUCACCCGUACUCGCUGGCAGUGUUUGAGAACACAGUGUUCUGGAGCGACCUCACAUCCUACACCAUACAGUCCACGGACAAGAUCCAUGGCACCAACACCAAUAGAAACAUACUGCUCAGGCUCGAAGUGCCAGUGUUUGACAUGCACCUCUACCACCCGGUGCUGAUGCAGCAGGCGCACAAUCCGUGCGCGCAGCACGACUGCAGCAUCUGCCUCGUCACCUCCAACACGAGCCACGUGUGCGCGUGCCCCGAUCAUAUGCAUAUGAUCGACGGACGUUGUGAACAUAUCCCGGGCUACCGGCCCCAGUACCUGGUGGUGGGCGGAGGCGCCGCGUUCACCCGCGUUCUGUACAACAGCGUGGGCAACCCGGAGACGCACGGCGCGCACCUCGACAUCGGCCGCGUGCAGGCCAUGGCCUACGACUCCAAUAGAGACGCUCUGUACAUAUACGACGGCCAGCACAAAUCCAUCAGCCACAUCAACAUGAGCGACUUCAUGCUGGGCGUCACCGAGCUACUCUUGUACAAGGGAUUGGAGAACGUCGUUGAUAUGGAUUAUGACUUCGUGUCGGACACGCUGUACGUGCUGGACGCCGGGCGGCGCGUCAUCGAGGUGCUCUCGCUGCGGAACAGGCACAGCGCGCUGCUGUACAGCUUCCGCGACCAGGAGAUCCCUCUCAGCCUGUGCGUCAUGUCGGACUAUGGACGCAUGUUGGUGGCAGUGCUGGAAAGUGAGGAGCACAACAAGGUCCACAUCGACACCAUGGGACUGGACGGCACUAAGAGGGAGCAUUUGCUGUUGAACAACGUUAUAGGACCGAACGUCCGUCUACGGUACUCGCAGGAAAUGAACGUGGUGUAUGUAGCUGAUGAAGGGAGCGGGGUCAUAGAUGUCAUCCAUCCUGAAGGAAUUUCAAUUUCAGGUGCAGGAAGAGAUAUAUUCAGCGAAGUGCCAUCCCCCGUGGCUAGUUUGGCAGUGAGCGACACGCACGUGUUCUGGACGGACAGACAGUCGGCCCGCCUGUACUGGGCCAGCGUGCACGAGGCGUCCCACAAGAUGCAUCAGAUACGCCGCAUGGAGCUUUCGAUAUUCCCUAACCAAACCCACCUGCACAUACUAACGACAUCUCCACCACCGGGUUCCAAAAACCCGUACCGUCACCACAAAUGCUCCCAAUCCCCCACCCCAUGCUCCCACGUCUGCCUGCAAGCGCCACACACGCCGCACGCCGAAGUGAGCAGCAUGGGCUACACCUGCCGCUGUCCCCCGGGUUUCCUCACCUUCGACCAAUGCAUGGAGUUCGUGGAGUGUCGCCCUGAAGAGAUCUACUGCCACAGGAGCGUCCAAUGCUUCGCUGCUGAGAAGAAGUGCGACGGUGUUAAGGACUGCAUGUUUGGGGAAGACGAGGAAGGAUGUGAAGCUGUUACUAAGAAGCCAGACACGUGUCCAGCAGACAAAACUGAUUGUAAUGGAGUUUGCAUUCCCAAAACUCAAGAGUGCCAAAGUGUGUCUAAAGCACCAAUUGCCCCAGUAUCCAAACCACUGAAGUGUGAUUCCGAGGAGUUCCGAUGCGCCGACAAUUCGGCGUGCGUCGACAGGUCGCUGGCAUGCGACGGGCACUCCGACUGCGCGGACGGCUCCGACGAGCAUCCCGACGCAUGUGACGUCAGAUCGUGCAUGCAUACUGAGUUCAUGUGUGCCAGUGGGAAAUGCAUCCCGAUUACAUGGAAGUGCGACAGAAACGAAGACUGUGCUGACGGCUCGGAUGAGGUUGGAUGUGACACAAAGUCGUGUCCGUCGGGCACGUUCGAGUGCGGCAACGGGUCGUGCGUGGCUGUGUACAAGCGGUGCGACGGCAAGUCCGACUGCGCCGACCACGCCGACGAGGACGGCUGCGACUUGACCGACUUCAUCGAAGUGUCGGAGCACGUGAUAACAUGUUCGCCGUGGGAGCAUGCGUGCGAGCGGAACCGGACCAUGUGCUUGCCACUCACUGCCAGAUGCAACGGCCGAGUGGACUGCCCCGGCGGGACAGAUGAAGACGGCUGCGACUUCCACUGCGGCGGUGCGGGCAGUGACCUGUUCCCGUGCCGCCAGGAGUACAAGUGUGUGAGGCGAGGCCGCGUGUGCAACGGCCGCCGGGACUGCAGCGACGGCUCCGACGAGACCUUCGAGGCCUGCGUCAAAGUGGGCAAAACCAUGCCGCUACCUAUUCAUCAUCCCGUUCGCGCGGACAACUGCAGCUCGGGCUACCGGUGCGACGACUCGCAGUGCGUCGAGUGGACGCAAGUGUGCGACAACUCUACAGACUGCGUCGACGCUUCCGACGAGGGCGCUCUGUGCGCCAAAUCGUGCCAACGCGACACGUGCCAGCAAGCGUGCCACGCGACUCCGCGCGGGCCGGCGUGCUCGUGCUCGCGCGGGUACGCGGCGCACGGGAGCACGUGCCGCGACGUGGACGAGUGUGAGCAGCGGCCGUGCUCGCACGCGUGCCACAACACGAUGGGCUCUUUUGCGUGCUCGUGCCACCGGGGGUACGCUUUGAGAUUGGACGGUCGUUCGUGCAAAGCCCUGCACGGCCCCUUCUCCGUGCUGUACACGGCGGGCCACUCGAUAUGGUCCAUGACCCACCACCUGCACAACAAGCCGCUGCGCACCGACAUCCUCGGCAUCAACGACCUGGAUGUGGACGUGCGAAACGAAAAGGUUUACGUGACGCUCGGCCAAUCGUCGAUGCUUCUAAAACUCAACUUGUCCAAAGAAAACCCGCAUUCUGAUGAGAUAACGCACAUAGGAGUACCUGAUAAGGUGGCAUUGGAUUGGAUCACCGGCAACGUUUACUUCGUGGACGCCACGCCUUCGGCCGGCUGCGUGAGGGUGUGCCACUUCCAGCGCAGGCGGUGCGCGCGCCUGCAGGAACUAUCCCUCCACACUACGGUAACCGCUCUGUCAGUGGACCCGGCCAACCGUGUGAUGUUCUACUGCACGCGCGCGGGCCACGAGACAGCGCUGCACUCCGCUUCGCUCUCCGGUCGGAACGUGACUCUCGUGGCCAAGCUCGGCGCCUGCUCCGGACUGGCCACUGACUCCUUCUCGAGGAUUCUGUACAUCGCGUCUAAUCAUCCGUCCGGUAUCCUGGAGAUCACCUAUGAUGGCACUCCAAAAACUUCCUUCGGUUUCACUAGCAAAGGACUCCAUUCACCGCACGGCAUGGCUCUGUUCGAAGACCACGUGUACUUCCUCAGCGGCUCGCGCCUGAGUCGCUGCAUGCUCUUCGGCGCCAAGGUCUGCGACAGCUACGACCACAUCAACGCGACCAACUUCGCCGUCCGCCACGAGAGCGUACAGAGAGACGAUGUCACCGAUGACUGUGAGGCCAACGUUUGUGCAAACGUUUGCGUGUUGGGCCCAACGGGGCCGGAGUGUGUGUGCCACGAUGGUAGUGUGUCCAACGAUGGUACCUGUCCGUUGGUGAAGACUGCUGAGCUGGCGUUGUUCAACGGCUGGACGUACCAGGAGUACAAGAGCCACUCGGUGUCGUACGCGCUGGUGGCGGCGGUGCUGGUGCUGUUCGCGCUCUACCUCGCGCUCUUCGUGUACCAACACUUCGUGAAGAGGAGGAGCGACGCCGACUAUAUGCAAGUGAGAUACAAAAACGCAGCGGACAGUGUCACGCAGAACCCCAGCCCAUUUAUAGAGAUUCCGGACUCUGCGGGAUAUAAUCUUGGAAGUGACUCAGCUCACGAGUUCGUGAAUCCGCUGCAGUUUGUGAGGAGCCACUGGCAGGACUCGUUCUACAAGAAGAAACCCAUUGGUACGGCUGGGCUUAUGUUUGAUAGGCAGCAAAAUCUCUCUGAUACAGAAUCUGAUUUGGACGUGAAGGAAACCAGAGCAAUGAUUAUCAAUAAGCUUAAGGAUUAACUUUUAUAAUUAUAAUAUUUAUAAAUGUAAAAAUUUUAAUAUUUGAUUCAUAUGCAUAAAGAAAUUACAAUUUAUAUUUUAGAAGUCAUAAUUAUGAAUAGAAAUUCGAAUUUAAUUAAUGUUUAAAAAUAUUAUUAAGUUAUAAAUGUUCUCGUUACAAGAGUUGGAACAAAGUACAAAGGAGCAUUUACAUUAAUUAUUUAAGUUGUUAAAAUAAUUGAAAAGUGAUCUGAUUUACUUUACUAAGUUUAGAUUAUUUUGUGAAUCACAUGUGAUACAAUUGUCAUUUAGUUUUGUAAGAAAUUAAUGUUUGUUGGUAACCAUAUUUUGUAUUACAACAGGUAAAUAUUAUAUUACCAAUUUCAUGGUCAAAACCGUUCAGCAUUGAAAAUUGCAAAUGUUAAAUUUAGCUACUUUAGAAGUGAGAAAAUCAGAUUUAUUUUAACUAGUCUAAUCACUCUACUAACACUUUACUAGUAGAUAUGACUUUAGAUUAAUUAUUUUGGUCAGUUUUAUUUUUUGUAUGAUAGUUAAAAUAUAAUUUCACAUUUGCAGUUUUAAAUGCUGAAUUCUCUUUCGAGGGUUUAUGCAAUGCUAAAUGUGUAAUAGUUUGCUUUUAACUACAAUUCCAAUUUCUAAUAGUCUAUGUGGUCAUUUUUGAUCUUAUAAUUUUGUGCCUUAUGAAGAAAAGUUAUUAUGCUGUAGCAUAAUUCAAUGUUAUUUUUCUAUUAUAGUUAUAGAAAUUAUUAAUUUCAAUAAAAAUGUCAUCGGUAAAUGUAAAAA
Bicyclus anynana (squinting bush brown) is the source of this 6657-nucleotide messenger RNA. It is a transcript of the gene yl, whose product is annotated as prolow-density lipoprotein receptor-related protein 1. The record is from RefSeq and is a predicted model, not a curated record. The transcript is spliced from 32 exons. The coding region runs from base 1099 to 5874 and encodes 1591 amino acids. NCBI's taxonomy places the organism in Eukaryota, Metazoa, Arthropoda, Insecta, Lepidoptera, Nymphalidae. Gene Ontology annotation, molecular function: calcium ion binding; protein binding.